UAUUAAUGCAUUGUAAAGUUGACAUACGAAUAUGCACGCUCCACUGCCACUGCUGAUGCACAUGUGAUGCUGCGCGACCAGACGAGUGAGUGAGCUGUAAACCCACAUGAUGUGCUUGGGACGACAACAGCCUUUCCUUAUAGGACCGAUGCAAACGCUUUAAACCCACUUUUAAGGAAAACUAAUAGAAGGAAUAUGUUUGUGUUAACGCACAAGAUGGAACGGGGACAAAUCGGACGCCUGAAACGUGAGAAGUGCGCUCGAAUUGAGAUGCGCUGAACGCAACACAGUACUGGAUGUACACAGGAACGCACCGCAAAGAGGACUUUGUUGCCAGUUAAGUGAAGCCCUUUGGCAAAAAAAGCUUGGAAAAAAAAAGGAGCGGAGAAAUUUUAUUCGACAGAAACGAUGUGAAAUGCGGAUCUCUUGUUGUUUCUCAAACGAACUGUCACCCGUUGCCUCUCUGUAGAGUCUGCUUUGGGAACAACAUGACACGGACGCGCUGUCAUUAGCGGGGACAAAUCAGACCAACGCAGCAGCAAUCUGAUCAAUACUAUCGAUAAGCUCAUAUAUAAGGCUAAUCAUCACGCCUGCCUAUGUUUGCUUAACCUGUUUUGGAGAGUAUGCUGUGGGACCAUGAACAAACUGACAAGGUCUGUGGGAGAUCAUGGAUCCGUUUUUGAGCUCCUCAAAAGAUUUUAACAUUGAAAUUAUGAUAUUUGUUUUGCAAGAUGACUGCUACAGUCAGCAUAGCGACGGACAAAGCAGAUCAACUAGUUGCUCCGAUUCCUGUGUAAGCACUCUUGGUUUGGUCUGGAAUUAUGGGGUGACUGCUCAUUCGACUCGGUGAAAAAGCCAUGGAUGUGAACUACUCCACGGUUCUGGACAGCAGUGUGUCGCAGCGCGGUUCGUCGAAGCGAGUUCUGACUGGUUGUUUUCUCUCGCUCCUCAUCCUGACCACCUUACUGGGCAACACAUUGGUCUGCGCUGCCGUCACAAAGUUUCGCCACCUGCGCUCAAAAGUCACCAACUUCUUUGUUAUAUCGCUGGCUAUUUCUGACUUGCUGGUGGCCAUUUUGGUGAUGCCAUGGAAAGCGGCCACCGAGAUUGUAGGUUUUUGGCCAUUCGGCGCCUUUUGCGAUGUCUGGGUGGCCUUUGACAUCAUGUGCUCCACCGCCUCCAUCUUGAAUCUGUGCGUCAUCAGCGUGGACCGCUACUGGGCCAUUUCUAGCCCAUUCCGCUACGAGCGCAAGAUGACGCCCAAGGUGGCGUUCAUCAUGAUAAGCGUGGCGUGGACGUUGUCCAUCCUUAUCUCCUUCAUCCCAGUGCAGCUAAACUGGCACAAAGCCCAGACAACCAGUUACACGGAGCUGAACGGCACCUACGGCGAGCUUCCCCCAGACAACUGCGACUCGAGCCUUAAUCGGACAUAUGCCAUCUCCUCUUCCCUGAUCAGUUUUUACAUACCUGUGGCCAUUAUGCUGGUCACUUACACCCGCAUCUACCGCAUCGCUCAGAAGCAGAUACGCCGGAUCUCUGCGCUAGAAAGAGCGGCCGAGAGCGCCAAGAACCGCCACAGUAGCAUGGGUAACAAUGGCAGUAUGGAGUCCGAAAGUUCCUUCAAGAUGUCCUUCAAGCGUGAAACCAAAGUUCUCAAGACCCUCUCGGUCAUCAUGGGCGUUUUCGUGUUCUGCUGGCUGCCCUUCUUCGUCUUGAACUGCAUGGUUCCUUUCUGCAACCCGAACGAGAGCGAUAGCGACUUCUUGUGCAUCAGUUCCACCACCUUCGAUGUCUUCGUUUGGUUCGGUUGGGCCAAUUCCUCACUCAACCCCAUAAUCUAUGCCUUCAAUGCUGACUUCCGCAAGGCGUUCUCCAUCCUGCUGGGCUGUCAUCGGCUCUGCCCGGGCAGCAACGCUAUAGAGAUUGUGAGUAUCAACAACAACGGUGGCCCUCCGUCUACUUCUCACUAUCAGCCUAAGGGCCACAUCCCCAAAGAGGGCAAUAACAGCAACUAUGUGAUCCCUCACAGUAUCCUCUGCCAGGAGGAGGAGACCCAGAAGAAGGAGGACGACUCUGGGAUAAAGACCUUUGAGAAACUGUCACCUUCCAUGUCGGGUAACUUGGAUAGCGAUGCGGAAAUCUCGCUAGAAAAGAUCAACCCCAUUACACAAAACGGGCAGCACAAAUCCGUACCCUGCUGAGUAUUGGCUGAGAUUUGACCCCAACAAAGAAUCCUUGUUUCUAUACAGUACUGAAUCCAAAAAAAGCUUCACUGAGGACCUUAAUAACAAUUCUUGGACUAAAUGAAACUUGCGGGAAAACAAACGAAUGUUCCAAUUGAAGGCACUUUAUGCUGGAUAACUAUCUGCAAAAUAUUCGCAGCAUUUAUUAUUGACUUUAACAGGUCAGUUGUUGCAAGACAUCAAUGGAAAGUAAUGUGAAUAAACCGUGUAUGCAUAUGUAUACAUGUU
This is a messenger RNA of Rhinichthys klamathensis goyatoka, 2471 nucleotides long. It is a transcript of the gene drd1b, whose product is annotated as dopamine receptor D1b. The record is from RefSeq and is a predicted model, not a curated record. Gene Ontology annotation, biological process: adenylate cyclase-activating adrenergic receptor signaling pathway; vasodilation; G protein-coupled dopamine receptor signaling pathway. Gene Ontology annotation, cellular component: plasma membrane. The coding region runs from base 858 to 2201 and encodes 447 amino acids. Gene Ontology annotation, molecular function: dopamine neurotransmitter receptor activity, coupled via Gs; G protein-coupled receptor activity. Lineage: Eukaryota; Metazoa; Chordata; Actinopteri; Cypriniformes; Leuciscidae. The transcript is spliced from 2 exons.